Messenger RNA from Salvia miltiorrhiza (redroot sage), 2402 nucleotides. RefSeq lists its product as uncharacterized. NCBI's taxonomy places the organism in Eukaryota, Viridiplantae, Streptophyta, Magnoliopsida, Lamiales, Lamiaceae. The coding region runs from base 259 to 2085 and encodes 608 amino acids. Gene Ontology annotation, molecular function: oxidoreductase activity. The record is from RefSeq and is a predicted model, not a curated record. The transcript is spliced from 3 exons.
UAAUUUCACAUUUUAUUUAAUUUCAGCAUUUUUAUUUUCUUCAGAAGCUUGAUACAGCACUAAAACUAAAAAAGAAAAUUGCUCUAAAAAAAACUAAAAAAGAAAAAAAAAAAAAAAAAAAAAAAGAAUAUCAGAAAACAGAUUAUUCCCAGAAUUGAGGAGGGAAGGAGGUGAGGAAGGAGAAGAAGAUAGAACAUUCCAAAAACUUCUCAAACUAACAAGAAUCAUUUCCCAUUUGAAUUUGAAUUUGCUCCUGAAAUGCACAACAUCAUUCAUCACCGCCUCCCUCUCCCCACCGCCGCCGCAAAAAAGAUUGUGCCUUCUCUCAGCAUGUCCACAUCCUCACAAGAAACGGCGGCCAUGGAAGAGAAGCAGGAGCUCGUCAAUCAAGUCCUUAGAUAUCACGACCAAACCAAGCACUCCUUCACCAAAUACGCCCGCUCCGCGCGCGGCCUCGACUGGGCCAACCAGCCCAAUCCCUUCCGCCGCUACCUCUCCGCCCCCCUCCUCCCCCUCCUCCACGAUCACGCCGCCUCUCCGCCUUACCACUCCCUCUUCCAUUCGCUCCCACCUCCAAUUCCCCUCUCCAAAGCCACAAUCUCCCAACUCCUCCACAACUCCCUCGCGCUCUCCGCGUGGAAGACAACCGGAUACUCCACCUGGUCCCUGCGCGUGAACCCCAGCAGCGGCAAUUUACACCCCACCGAGGCUUACGUCAUCUCUCCACCUCUACACUCCCUCUCCGACUCCUCCUUCGUCGCCCACUACGCGCCCAAGGAGCACGCGCUCGAGCUCAGGGCUCGAAUCCCGCCGGAAUUCUUCGCCGGGUGUCUGCUACCGGAGAACUCUUUCCUGAUCGGGCUCGCGUCGGUUUUCUGGCGGGAAGCGUGGAAGUACGGCGAGAGGGCGUUUAGGUACUGCAAUCACGACGUGGGGCACGCGGUGGCGGCGGUGGCGAUGGCGGCGGCCGGGCUCGGGUGGGACGUUAGGGUUUUAGACGGAUUAGGGCAUGAGGAGCUGGAGAGGUUGAUGGGAUUGGGCGUUUUCCCCAAAUUCAGCAUCCCGAGCAGGCCGGUGAAGGGGAGGAUGCCGGAGCUCGAAUUCGAGCAUCCCGAUUGCGUGUUGUUGGUUUCCCCCAGUGAUUUAGGCGAAUUCGAGGUUGAUUACGGGAAGCUGAGAUCGGGGCUGAUGGAAUUUUCGAAUCUUGAAUGGAUGGGGAAACCGAAUGCGCUUAGUAAAGAGCAUGUGUGCUGGGAUGUUAUAUAUAGAACUGCGGAGGCUGCGAGGAAGCCAUUGGAGAUGGGUAAAGAGUUGGCGGCGGAGACGUUUAGGAGUAGUGGGAUGAUUAGCGAGAGUUGUUAUAAGAGGUUUAGUCUGAGUGAGUUGGUGAGGAAGCGUAGGAGUGCAGUUGAUAUGGAUGGUGUAACUGUGAUGGAGAAGGACACAUUCUAUCAGAUUUUGUUGCAUUGUAUGCCUUCGGGCUGCGGAGUGAACGGGGAGAAGCGUGGGAGGCAGUCGGCAUUGCCCUUUCGGGCCUUGCCUUGGGACUGUCAAGUUCAUGCUCUUCUUUUUGUUCAUAGAGUUGUGGAUUUGCCGUCUGGGUUAUACUUCUUGGUGAGGAAUGAGGACCAUUUCAAUGACAUUAGGUCCUCCACGAGAUCGGAGUUUAAGUGGGCGAAGCCUGAUGGCUGCCCCGAUGAUCUUCCUCUCUAUGAGCUCGCACAAGGUGACUAUCGCGAGCUCUCAAAGCGGCUUUCCUGCCAUCAGGACAUUGCUGGUGAUGGCUGCUUUAGCCUUGGUAUGGUGGCUCAUCUUGAGCCAACUUUGCGGGAGAUUGGUGCAUGGAUGUAUCCACGGUUAUUUUGGGAAACUGGAGUGCUUGGUCAAGUUCUCUAUCUAGAAGCACAUGCAGUCGGGGUUUCUGCUACUGGAAUUGGUUGUUAUUUUGAUGAUCCUGUCCACGAGGUUCUCGGGUUGCAGGGCUCUAAGUUUCAGAGCCUCUAUCAUUUCACGGUUGGCGGCCCGGUGGUGGAUAAGCGCAUAAUGAGCUUGCCCGCUUAUCCGGGGCCCAGCUCCGAUGCUUAACACGACGGACAAUGAAAAAAAGAGCCCAGAGAUGAUUCAUUCAUCACAGAAAUUGGUAAGGAAAUUAUUGCUUGUUUGUAGCUGAUGAAAGUUGUUCAUUAUAAAGGUUUUUAUUGCAUACUUUAGGUAGGUUCAUCACAGCAGCAGCUGUAAAUGGCUGUUAUAUGUUUAGAAAUCAUGGUGAGUAGUUACCAUGUAUCUUGUAAUUAUGCAAAAUUUGUAAUGUCUUAGCACACAAAUAUGGUACUUAUUUGAGAAUAUUGAGGGUGGUUGCCCUAAAAUAAUACAAAUAGAAGUCAUUCUUGAACUGGCAAAAA